Messenger RNA from Dicrocoelium dendriticum, 977 nucleotides. The record is from the annotation of a GenBank genome assembly. NCBI's taxonomy places the organism in Eukaryota, Metazoa, Platyhelminthes, Trematoda, Plagiorchiida, Dicrocoeliidae.
AUGGCCUGCAACACACCAUGCCGCUGCAUUCUCGCGAUUUUGAAUGCUGCUACACUUAUCAUUGGGAUUGCCGUAGUCAUCCUGGGUGCACUUAUGACAUGGAGUCCAGGGAUGAUACAUCACAUGCUCCGCAACCUACUUACUCCGUUUCUACAAACCAUCGCAAAGGGGGACGAUGCUGGGCAGAUUUCUCAGUUAAUAAGCCGUAUAAUGAUAACAACAUCACCCCUUGGAUUGGUAGUCUUCUCGGUGGGAUGCUGUGUCACCGUUCUGUCCAUGUUUGGCCUUUGCGGUGCAUGUUGCAAAGCGAAAUGCCUACUAAAAUUGUAUGCUGCGAUUGUCGGAAUAGUUGCCGUCGCUGUAAUCAUGAUUGUAAUAAUUUACUUUGCAACGAAAAUGAAACUUGGAGAAUAUUUUGGACAGCUCUUCUCGGACAGUGUGCGUCGAUACCAGUCCAUUGAAGCAAAUACGGCGGAUAGCCUUUUGAUUGGAUUACUUCAACCACAGAGAUGCAUGCACGAUCAAGUACGAACUUUAUACUUCCUAUGUAUUACACAUCAGCUGCAAUGCUGCGGGUUCGACAACUCCACAGACUUCAUAAACAUGAUAAAAAUGGACAAGUAUGACGGAAACCAAUAUGAUAAUUUAUCUUAUCCGAUUCCCUGCUGCAAAAUGGAUUCAUUGUAUAAAAUAACGGGAAAAAAUUGUCCCAACGAGUUUAACAUUGAGAACAGUAACAUUGGAAUAGGCUGCCAUGAACCACUAAAGGCAGCUUUCCUGAAGUAUUUGGAUUACGUUGCCUACGCUUUCAUUGCAUUGUUCGCGGUUCUGGUGCUUCUGAUUUCGCUCGCGGUUUCGGCAAUGCGCAGUGACAACAAGUGAGCCUCUGUGAUGUCAACGACCGCAGUGCAGCAGUGUUUGUUGCACAAGCGAUGCGCCAAUUCACUUCCUAUUGUCCAAUAAACGUGCAUUCAGAC